Molecule: messenger RNA, 2844 nt
Organism: Myxocyprinus asiaticus (Chinese sucker)
Lineage: Eukaryota; Metazoa; Chordata; Actinopteri; Cypriniformes; Catostomidae
Gene: gpd1a
Product: glycerol-3-phosphate dehydrogenase 1a
Exons: 8
Coding region: 104-1159 (351 amino acids)
Biological process (GO): glycerol-3-phosphate catabolic process; carbohydrate metabolic process
Cellular component (GO): glycerol-3-phosphate dehydrogenase (FAD) complex; cytosol
Molecular function (GO): protein homodimerization activity; glycerol-3-phosphate dehydrogenase [NAD(P)+] activity; NAD binding
Source: RefSeq, a predicted model, not a curated record
GGCGUGGCCUCAAGGAUAACACUCCAAAGUUUGCGCUGCGGUUUUAUUGACAGAUCAGAGAAAGAACAAGUCACCGAAAGGUUCGGCGGAGAAUAUCAGCGCAAUGUCAAGUCCAAAGAAAGUUUGCAUCGUCGGCUCUGGGAACUGGGGUUCUGCUAUUGCGAAGAUAGUUGGCUCAAAUGCAAAGAAUAACCCAAAGUUUGACUCUACGGUUAACAUGUGGGUGUUUGAAGAGACAGUAAAUGGACGCAAACUCACAGAGAUCAUUAACACAGACCAUGAGAACGUCAAGUACUUGCCUGGACACAAGCUUCCGGAGAAUGUCGUGGCCGUGCCAGAUCUGGUUGAAGCUGCCAAGAGUGCCGACAUUCUGCUAUUUGUGAUUCCACACCAGUUUAUCGGUCGCGUUUGUGACACCAUGAAGGGCAAAAUCAAACAGGAUGCGCUUGGAAUGUCACUUAUCAAGGGGGUAGAUGAAGGACCUGAUGGACUGAAGCUUAUCUCUGAAGUUAUUCAUGAGAAGCUCGGCAUCAAGAUGAGUGUGCUGAUGGGAGCAAAUAUUGCCAAUGAGGUGGCAGACGAGAAAUUCUGUGAGACCACCAUUGGCUGCAGGGAUCAAAUUCAGGGGGCGUUGCUUAAAGAACUCAUGCAGACAAAUCAAUUCCGGGUCACAGUUGUACAGGAAGCAGAUGUGGUGGAGAUUUGUGGCGCUCUGAAGAAUAUAGUGGCAGUAGGAGCAGGUUUCUGUGAUGGACUAGGGUUUGGUGACAAUACCAAGGCUGCGGUGAUCAGAUUGGGUCUGAUGGAGAUGAUUAGCUUUGCUCGUUUGUUCUGCACCACUGGCUCCGUCUCCCCUGCAACCUUCCUGGAGAGCUGCGGCGUCGCUGACCUCAUUACAACAUGCUACGGAGGUCGCAAUCGCAAAGUCGCAGAAGCCUUCGCCAAGACUGGCAAGUCUCUUGAGGAGCUUGAAAAGGAAAUGUUGAAUGGUCAGAAACUGCAGGGUCCAGCCACAGCCGCUGAGGUCCACACCAUACUUAAAAACAAAGGCCUACCUGACAAGUUUCCUCUGUUUAAUGCAGUGUACGAGAUCUGUUUUGAGGGUCAGCCUGUUGCUGGGUUCAUCCGCUGCUUGCAGAACCAUCCGGAACAUCAGUGAAAGAAGAGCAGGGUUAGAGUAACAAGUGUGUGUGUGAGUGUUGCAAAAAUGCAGUAUUUGUAUGUGGGAAAAGCAUAACUAUGCUGAUCGACCAGCUAGACCAACACCAAACCAGCAUUUAAACCAACCUGAACCAGCAUGGAAAUUCAGCUGGGCUAUGUCUUUUCAGCAGGGUGUUUGUGUGUGUGUGUGUGUGUGUGUGUGUGUGUGUGUGUUACAAUGAGAAUCAGGGCUGGGCCUGUCCUACAGGCGGGCCGCCUUGGGGGGUCCCACGAACACAUGCAAAGUAAAUGAACAAGUCAUAAGAUUAACAUUUAUGACUUUUAUUUUUAAAUUCUCUGCAGUCUAAUGGUUUCUAUCACGCACAAACACACACAGGACAACGUGCAACAUGCGUGGACCUGAUCAUUUAACACACAAAUCACAAUGACGGUAAAAACUAAAAACCAACAUAUUAUGUAUAAAAUGAGCUCUGAAUAAUCACAAAAAGACAAAUAACUGAAAUUUACAACAAAUAAAAUAACAGCAGUGUAUCUAAAAUCGGCAAGAAGCUAAGCAGUACACACUAAUCUGAAUAAGUUAUUCAUAACGCAGAGCACUACUGGGAACUGAGCACGACAUUAUUAUUAGACACAGAUCGCACCUUGCUAAAUAAUGUGCACGCCUGACAUAAACGCAGGAAAUAAGUUAUGAAAAAUAUUGCUUUGUGGCUAUUUGAGUCUUUGAGGCUUAUUUUGUGUAAAGGAUAGACGAAACAGCACUUGACAAAUCAUUAGGGCUUUUCACGUUUUCUCAAGAAUAAUCUGCUGGGGAAGGAAUUAAAGCACUGCAGGUAUAAAGAUGCAGAAACUCAAAUAGAGUGAACAUAUGAGCAAUUAAUCUGGAAAAUAACCAAACCAUCCUAUCUACAAAGAUCUCUGCUCUCUAAGAGGUAUGUGUUUAUUCUUUACAUUUGUUAACAAAUAUAUAUUUCGAGGUGUUGUGUUUAUAGGCCUUAUUUAAAAUAUGUCAUUUUAUUUAUACAUAAUACUGUUACCCAGUAAUUAUCAUACUUGCAGCUUCCAUGACUCAUACUAUAUUAAUUGAGACACUGGUUUAUUUGUACUUCUAGAAAAAAGUUGAAAGGUGAUCAAAAUAAGGCAAUAAAAUGGUGACUUGUCACAGCACCUAAAAUACACGCAUUCCCUUAUUCAUGCAUGUACAUUUUAUCCAAACAUCUUCAUGUUAUUGGACACAUUAUUACCGAGCUAUACAGUAUAGUGCUUCUUUUUUAGUGCUUUCUAUUUGAAAAAUCUGCUCAUCACGUUUGCAGUGGUUCUAUGAUGUUUUAGAAUUAUGACAAUUUUCACACCGGGGGGCCCAUUUUCAUGAUUUCGCCUAGGGUCCCACAAACCCACGGGCCAGCUCUGUUGAGAAUGAUCAAUUCUGUGAGGUUAUGUCAUUGGUUCUCAGUUUAAAUGUUGUAUGCAACAGUUUAUUUACACUUUAUUCUGUUGAAAAUGUUUAACAUCAAACUGAUUAUUCAUCACUAUGUUCCUCAGUCCCCUUAAGCUGUUACCAUCCAUGCAGAGAGUGGAAAAGUCCUCAGAAUAAUGUUCUCAACAUGUACUGUGAAAUAUAUCAUUGUAUUUGUAAGCUCCAUUUGUCAAUUUUUUAAUUAAAUGCAUUUUGAGGGUUGUACAGCA